Messenger RNA from Neurospora crassa OR74A, 6226 nucleotides. RefSeq lists its product as hypothetical. The coding region runs from base 4119 to 5603 and encodes 494 amino acids. Lineage: Eukaryota; Fungi; Ascomycota; Sordariomycetes; Sordariales; Sordariaceae. The transcript is spliced from 3 exons. The record is from RefSeq and is a predicted model, not a curated record. Gene Ontology annotation, molecular function: protein dimerization activity.
AAGCACAGCACCGUGACGCGGACGUGCUCCGUUUCGAGCAUCGGCGCAACUUUUCUAAUGCUUCUUUUAGGCAGGUCCUCUAAUGCACAUCGAGUUGUGUCGUGUCGUCUGACAUGAACGUGGACCCUUUGUUCAAUUUUCUCGAGUUCGAUUCGGCGUUGGCAAUUGCUGUGGUAAAGGGCCAUUUUGAUCUCGAACUCAGGUGCGACUCGUGUUUACAGCUGUACCACGAGGAACCAUUAGCACCGCAUGUAUCACCUCCGGCUGCUUCAAUCUCGGGCUGACAGGAAACGGCACUUACUCAAGGAGACUUGAGAGUAUUUGCAGAUGGGGAACCCGGUCAUGUCGAGGAAAACACACAUAUCGUCUUCAGGUUGCUGGAGCCACAGCUUGGUCAAGUCGAAGGGCCAAAUGUCGAAGCAAGAAGUCUGAGCCUGGACAAAGAGCGUCUCCUCAUGGCUGGGGAGUGAUGAAAGUGUCAAGUUCUGCUACACGAUAAUUCGGCCGCGGUAGAUGGGUGAUCUAAGCUUCUGGGCCCGCCUUCCAGGUUGAGGCGUCGUUGCCAGAUGAAACGGCGACGGGGGAGACUCCCGUCUUUCGGACUCCUGCCUCACCUAGUUGGUCAAUCCAUCUUGGCUUGUUCGGCUAUGAGGACAGAUGUGGCCGACGUUGUCCGCGGGCUGUUGCUUGGAACAACAGUUCCUGAGGUGUCCCCUCACUCCCGUCAGUUGUACUUGACGUCCCGACAAACAAAGGCUGCCCUUCCGCUUCUCCAUGGCUGCGCUCCAUCUCAAAAACUCCCCAAUAGCCCCACCUGGGGUGUAUGUACGAUCCUAAGGAAUCGAGGACCGCAAAAUCGAAUGGCGGCGCAGAUCAUGAUGAAAGGCGCCUGCGAAAACCACACAAGCUGCACUCAUGUGACUUCGGUUCGUUGCUCUACACUACCAGACGAACUUGUUUGUGUGCGAAAGAGGACACAGUACCCGACCACGGCCGGCACAGCAGCAGCAAGUCCACAACGGAGAGAGAGAAACAGCGAAAAGCCGUCCUUAUUCAUCUGUCCCAUUGGGGUCAUCAUCUGGGCUACUAUGUACCGUCUACGUCUAGUCCAUACAACCUGAAAGCCUACAUAGUUGGGCGGGGAUCUCCAUCCGAUCGUACUCGCCAGUCAUUAUGCGGGGACGAAACGCCCAGCAUCCAUCCAGCAGGACAUAGGUCGCUACUACACUAGUCGACUGUAGGUCUAGUCGGUCUGCACCUGGAUACCAUCCUCCUGCCCUCCGACUUUCGAACCAAACUGCAAUCAGGCCAUACUCUCUUCUCUUCGGUUUUACGAACAAACACAUCCCGUACAACGACCAAUCCGACUCCGAUUGUGUUGCUGUCAUGGAAGUCACGGCUGGGUCAAAGGCAACGGAAGUCAUGAAGUCUUCCGCAAACCGGGACUUGCUCGGUCGAACCGGUUUGGUGCAUAAGACAGUGGAGGCACCUCUACGUGGCCUCCUGAACUCUGGACCAGGUCACGGUAUGUCCCAGGUUUCUGCCUCCUCUAGUUUGUGUGUCGAGGUAUCGAGCCAACUUCAUCCAAGGUCGUAUCUGCCGCUGCUCGCCCAUAAAAAAUCACCUCACAUCUUCCAAUAUUUCUGGCAUGGAAACAACACAAGACCUAGCGCAGAUUCUUCUUCGUUGCCUACCGAUUCCAUUUUACGCUGGCAUUCAUUGGGAUGGCGUCACCCCUGGACCGCAAAUAUCACGUGCGGCUCUGUUUCAAUCCCUGCCCAGCUUCCGCUUUCCGCGCGAUGCCUGUCAAGGCCUGUCACCUCAAGGCCUGUCUCAUCUGUCCUAGCACUCUGCGCUACCAAGAUCGAGGGCUGAAUCCCAAGGGUUAGGUACCCAAGCAGGCCAAGGGCUUCCUUCCCCAUACUGUCCGCCCUAUAUUACCGUCGUCUUAUCGUGGCGACGAGACGACCAGAGCUGUCAAACCAGCAUUUGAUCAUUAUCCACCUCAGUACGAUAUGCUCUGUCUGUUAACCAGCCUGUCCAGCAGCCCGUCUGCGCAUCUGCCUCGGACGUCCCAGUCUGCCGUUGCUUUUGCUGCCUCAAGUUUCAGCAAACACGCGACCGGAAGCCGGAUGCCAUGCGAGUGCCUCCACAAUGCGCGCGGCUUCGUCAACCCCGGCCUCUUCCGAUUCUGGUCUGGAGCCCUUCCCCACCGGAGACAGGAGACAGAAAGACUGGCCACACCCAAGGCGACCAUCCAAAGGGGAGACUAUGGAGCAGACGGUCUGCCGGGGUCUAAAAAAAAAUCCAGCCAACUCCAUCGGCGUGUUCUGAAUAGCAGCUUAUUCGUUCAACACGGGACCACUCUAGUCGCCCCGUAGCGCGAUCAACCGCAGCAUUGCACUCUUCUGAUUCGCCGAUUUCUUGAUUCUGGAAACCGCAAUGGGGCUUCUCCAGUUCCUGGCCUAUUUUGGUGAUGACGGUGCUACCAUUGCUGGCCCGUUGAGCCGAUGGGACUAUGGAUCUCUGCAAGUGCCUCAGUGCUGAGGAACGUCCUGCAAGACAACCUGAUAAUCUCCCCGGUCUUAGCAGUCGAAUGUAGGACUCCUUUAGGGCUGCAACAUGAAUCCCACCCUGCAGCCUAUGUAUUUGACGGUUACUACUCCCGAGUACUCUGUACAGAUGUCACAGUACAAUUUGGCCUGUACAGUCACCCUUGGUCACCAUACCCUUGAAGAUUCUUGACGAGCAUUGCCCACCAACGUGUCACGACGGCUGUGGUACAGCCUGGCAUUCACGGACCAAACUAAUUUGCUAUAUGGAUUCUGCAAUAGUUCUCUUCGUCAUAGCGGAAACGGGCGGUAAAACGACGAACUCGGCAUCGGAAUUGCUAUUUUCAUCGGUCACUCGCUCAUCAUCUGCCACUCUUGCAGUGAGAUCUUUCCUUUCGAAAAUGAUGGAUCCCAUCGUUGCUCUCUCCGCCCGAAUUUCUUUCCAGAUGCAGAAGGCAUAAGCUAGGAGACAUCGUCCGGUCUCUACCAGGCCCGACCAGGGUCAGCGACCCUCAACUACCCUGGCAGAGCGACGGCGCCUGGGGUUCAGUACCUCAGGGGUGAUUCCACAUCGCCGUCAAAAGUUUGCUCGGCUGUGUGGGUGUGCACACUUUUUACCGUUCAUUGUCCACGGUAAGGUAAGGACGGCGAAUAGUGGCGGACGUGGCUUCAAGUAUAGGUGCAACAUACUGGACACUCGAGCGUGCCAACCGGCCAUGUCGAGUAACGCGGUGCUAUAUACUCGGCUGCCGCGGCUACAGUCACUCCGCAGCCGGAUCAACCAUAGCCCUCUGAAAAUCAAAAUGUCAAGAAGGGAUGAUAGAAAUGUAACAGGAUCGAGGACGGGCGGCACUGCACAGAAAGUAGGAGAGUGUCAUAUAUUAAGGAAGGCCCAGCGGCUCGGACCGAGCAGGUAACCACGAAGCCAGUGGCUGCCAUAACCUCCGCUCAUAUCUUCGGAAGUAUUACUGCGUACGUGGUAUUCCUACGAGGGUCUGUCAGCCACUUGACCUGCAACUCGGGAGAUCAGACCUGAAAGCCAUAGGCGCUCACUCCACCACCAUUCAUCCUUCUCAACAAGCAUUGCCCCAUUCUUGUGCUUCUACCAGUUUCUUAAGGGUAGCCGGAACUUAGUUUGGACGACAGAACAACGGCCAGCGCAAACAAGACCAAUCUCGAACAAGCUCGAUCUACCACGGGCAUUGGGCAUACGGCAAGCACAACCUCCCAAAGCCGUCUGAGUCUCACUUCCGCAUAUUAGGGCUGGACUGGAUAGGCGAGAAACCUGUGAGAUCCCUUGAUCCCGAACGGAGUAAAUUACUUAGGUAAUUUGUGCUGAGCGAGGCGUCGGCGGCCUGAGGACCACCUGAAUGUUGACAGCGAAUGGAAGAGCCGAUCUUAGCCUGGUCGUCAUCUAUCCAUCGAAGUAUAUAGUGACCUUUAACGAGGAGUCAAGUGUCCAAUUGCUUGUGGGCCACGCCAUAUUUCACCGAAAACUUCAAAUUUCCCGGCUUUGCGUAUUUGGGUUUCCGCUGCGCAUAACCUGGGACACAACCGCUUCAAAAGAUGGCACGAACUUACGGCGAUCAACCGGGUUUCGACAACUACGGCGCCGGAACAUAUGAGGAGAUGAUGACCGAAGUACCCUCAGCCUUCAGUCUCGGCAGCGGUCCGAAAGGUCUUGGCAUACCCGAACACGCCACUUACUCCGAAAAUCAAACCACUUCAAUCCACACCACACACCAGCGGAGCGGGCCGAGCUUACCCUAUCCGAACUUCGCCUCUUCAGCCCGGCAAACCACGCUUGCAACUUCUCCAAGUUUCCCUGUAACGACAGCGUCAUAUCACGUUCCGACUCCUGAGAAUCCCACGCAGCCUCCUUACUAUCAGCAAGGGGCUGGGUGGGAGCAACAACAACUACCAUCCACGAGCGCCGCCGCUCUGUACAACCGCGAACACACGGCGGUUCCAGCACCUCCGGCUUUGACACCUUACGAAUUCGCGCCUUCGCAUGAUAUUUCGGGUUCUUGCCUUGGUGACGGUAGCACUUACGGAUCGCCGCCUGUUGUCCAGAGUCCAAUACAGCCCGGGUUUGGGUUCUUGUGGGCGAACGGUCACCCGCCUAACAGCGUUGGAUCGAACACGCCUUCCCAAAGAGCUAUAGCAUCACCGACUGCGAGAACAUUCGAGUCAAUCAGCGCGCCAUCCGACACUGGAUUUUCGGAUCACUCGGACGGCGUCGCUUAUGCAAACAUUGAUGAGAGAGCCAAUCAUCAGCAACAGCAGCAGCAGCAGCAGCAGUCGCAGCAACAUCGAUGGGUCCAAACUACUACCGUGUCAAUGGAGGGAUGCAACAAGAGCGAGGACGGUCCGUGGAAUACCGGCGAAAAGAAGGCCUUUGGCCAAAUCAUGACACCGAUAUCUUGCGCGUCACCGUUCAACGCAGCCGCAGCAGUGCCACCAGCAGUACCAGGAGGUGCUGCUAAGGCCGCGAAAGGGACCGCGUCUGCAACUGCCGCCUUGAGCAAGAACAAAGGAAAACUGCGAAGCGCCUCACGGGCUCCCAAGAACAUCCAGCCGCGACCGGAAGAGACGCCGGAAGAGCGAAAGUCGCGCAACUCGCAUAAUUUGGUGGAAAAGCAGUACCGCAACCGACUCAAUGCCCAGUUUGAGAGGCUCCUGGCUGUACUCCCGGACUCUGUGCGCUCAUCGAUGACCAUGAUCGGCGGCUGUGGCGGGGACCCGGACGGCGUCAACGGCAAUGGUGGUGGUGGUAGCGUUAUACCGGGCCAACACCCUUCGCUUGACUUUAGUAUUGAACGGCGUCUGAGCAAGGCCGAGGUGUUGGAUAUGUCGAGGCGUUACAUAUUAUCGUUGGAGAAGGAACGGGAUACUCUUGAGAGGGAAAAGGAACAGUUGAUGCAUAGCAUUGAUCAACUGAGGCAAGGCCAUGGUCAUCCCAGCCACGGUGGCCAUGCUGGUGCGAUGUACUUGGUGGAUAGGAACGGAAUCCCGAUAGGGCAUGGGCACAUGAGAGGAGUUGGAGGUUGAUUUAACCCGGUCUUUUGUUUCUCUUCGUCGGGAGCUGUAUAAUCUUUCCUCAUGUCAAUUCAUUCAACAGAACACACCAAACCAGGAAGAAAGAAAAAAGAGAAAGAAAAAAAGAAAAAAUGAAGAAGAAGAAGACGAAGAAGACGACGGAAGACGAAGAAGAAGAAGAAGAAGAACAGAAAGGAAAAGGGAAAAAAAAGCGUUAUAGAAGGUACAGAAUGUAGAGGUUGGUUGCGCUUUGAGAGGGUUCAAAAAGUACCUUCAGAGUUGUUGAUGACCAUAUAUCUAUGUUUACUUGUUAUUGCUCUUCAGCGGAGAAGUCGAGCGAGCGGCACUGCGGACACUGAGCACACGUAUCAUGCUGGCAUUAGCUAAGCAUAUGGUUAUGAUUAUUGAAAAUCGGAUCAGUUACUGGGUAAAACUAUAGCUUGUAUUGAGUGCCCAACGGGAAAUUAAGCACAUAGACUACCAGGUUAUCAACAGCCGGCCCCCUUUUUCCUUUUCCCUUUUCCCUUUUCGAUGGUAUUCACAGAAGCUUCGUGUAUGACCGUUGGUGUACAGAGGACGCUGUCUGUCUACCCAAUCUGUGCUUAGUAUGGGCAAUCCAUAUCCUUUUUUUUUUU